AUGGCGAUUAUAAUCUCAGGUGCCUCCGACAAAGAUGCUUCUGGGUUUAAAAUCUUGGUCAACUUGGUGGUCUCUACAAUAAUCUGUAUCCUUGGCACCAUUGGGAAUGGUUUCAUCACCUUCAUCCUCGGGGCUGAAUGGGUCAGGAACAGGAGACUCCCCAGUGGUGACUACCUGAUGUGGAUGCUAAGUUUAUCCAGGCUCCUGCUCCAGAUUUGGCUAAUGUUGGACACUAUUUAUAGUCACUUAUUCCGAGUCAUUUAUAACCAAAAAUUGGUGUAUCUAUCCUUCAGUGUCACCACUGUAUUUCUGAACUAUUGUAACCUGUGGUUUGCUUCCUGGCUCAAGGUCUUCUAUUGUCUUAAAAUUGUCAAUAUUACUCAUCCCUUGUUCCUUAUGAUGAAGAGGAAAAUGAUAGGGCUGGUGCCUCAGCUCCUGUGUUUGUCAGUACUGUUCUCCCUCAUGUUGAGCUCUGGCUUCUUCCAAGACAUCUUCAAUGCGUAUGUGAACAGUUCCAUCCCCAUCCCUUCCUCCAACUCCACUGAGGAGAAGUACAUCUGUGAGACCAAUUUGGUCAGCUUUGCUUAUUUGUAUUACACAGGGCUUUUCAUUCCUCUGAUCAUGUUCGUCAUGGCAGCCACUCUGCUCAUUGUCUCUCUGAAGAAGCACACCUCGCACAUGAAAACCAGUGCCACCGGCUCCAGGGACGCCAGCAUGGAGGCUCACUUGGGGGCCAUCAAAUCAACCAGCUACUCUCUCAUUUUCUAUAUCAUCAAUGCGGCGGCUGUAUUUAUUUCUAUGUCAGGCAUGUUUGAUAUCUACAGUCUCUGGAAUUCCCUGUGCAACUUGAUCAUAACUGGCUACUUGGCUGGCGAAUCUGUACAUUUGAUCUUGACAAACCCAGGGCUAAUAAGAGCCUGGAAGCGGUUUCAACACCAAGUUCAUGUUUACUUAAAAGGAAAGAUGGGGUGA
Messenger RNA from Jaculus jaculus (lesser Egyptian jerboa), 972 nucleotides. It is a transcript of the gene Tas2r40, whose product is annotated as taste 2 receptor member 40. The transcript has a single exon. Gene Ontology annotation, cellular component: membrane. The record is from RefSeq and is a predicted model, not a curated record. Gene Ontology annotation, biological process: detection of chemical stimulus involved in sensory perception of bitter taste; sensory perception of taste; G protein-coupled receptor signaling pathway. Gene Ontology annotation, molecular function: bitter taste receptor activity; G protein-coupled receptor activity. Lineage: Eukaryota; Metazoa; Chordata; Mammalia; Rodentia; Dipodidae. The coding region runs from base 1 to 972 and encodes 323 amino acids.